AUGUCUGCUGACGAACAGCAGACACUGGAGCGGAUAGCCACAGAGUACGCGUCGCGACCGGCUGGUACGGACGCGCCGGAGGAUAUCUCUGCAGGUAUGCAAAACUACGGGUUCCUGCAUCCACGAGUCAGCCAGAUUCGUAGCCAGGCGAAUAGCGGUGCUUGCCGGGCGCCAGUCCCACCACUGCCUCCAGGAUUCAGGCCGCCAGGGCCGCCAUCAAUGGUGAUGCGACCAUCGCCGCCUGUUCCGCCUGGAAUGCCUCCAUUACCAGCGCCUAGGCCACCCAUGCUGCCCCAAGCAUGGCCACUGCAGCAGGACCAUGAGCCAGCGAAAAAGGAGGAGAAGCCGAGGGCGACUAAGCGGUAUCACGACUUGCCAGCCAGCAUUAUGCUGGCAGCUAUGGAUGAGUCCCACUCACCCUACGAGCCGCUACAUGUCAACCAGCUGGAGGAUAGCGGGUUCCUUGAAUCAAUAGUUCCCGGUCUCUCGACGUACACUGACAAGCUAAGGCAGCCUGAUACAGCUGAAGACAUGGAGAUGGCGCUGGCACAUUUUGAUAAAGGGAUUCAGCACAUCUACGACGAGGGAGAGGUCAAAGACCGCAUUGCCGGCGAUGUGGAUAUGGAUCGUGAGGGAUGGGAGCACGGUGUGGUCGAGGGGCUGCUCUGGGACCGUCGCAAGGGCAGCGCUGAGCGCAAGAGAUGGAAGAGACGACAGGAAAAAGCCAUGCGCAAGGAGACCCGCCGGAGCCAGUCUGGAUCGGAAUCCUCAAGUGGCAGCUCGUCGUCAGAGUCUGAAUUCAACAGCACAUCGGGUGCUAGCAGCGAUCGUGGCUCUGGGUCAGACAGUGACUAUAGCAUACCAGCUAUGCCUUCACGAGCACCGCCAGCCAGCAUGAGCCGUGCCAUAGGAAGCGACAAUAUUGGGUUCAAGAUGCUUUCCAAGAUGGGCUGGAAGCAGGGUGAAGGGCUGGGGGCAAUGGCAGAAGGCAUCAGAGAGCCAAUCCGGCCACCUACGAAAUUCAGUGCUUCUAGUUCGCGCGGCAGAGGCGGCAGAGGCGGCAGAGGCGGCAGAGGCAAGCAGCGGCCCAGGGCUGGAAAUCCAAGACUGCAGCGCACUGGCAGUCCGCCCGUUGGCAUGGAGAGCGAGGAACUGUAUGAGGAUUACCGCAAGCACAUGAGCUACAUUUACAAACGGUCUUCUGGACGUAUGGACGACGGUUGCUCGCCAUAG
Linderina pennispora is the source of this 1233-nucleotide messenger RNA. RefSeq lists its product as uncharacterized. The record is from RefSeq and is a predicted model, not a curated record. The transcript is spliced from 2 exons. Bases 1 to 1233 code for a protein of 410 amino acids. Gene Ontology annotation, molecular function: nucleic acid binding. NCBI's taxonomy places the organism in Eukaryota, Fungi, Kickxellomycota, Kickxellomycetes, Kickxellales, Kickxellaceae.